Peronospora matthiolae is the source of this 1182-nucleotide messenger RNA. The record is from the annotation of a GenBank genome assembly. NCBI's taxonomy places the organism in Eukaryota, Oomycota, Peronosporomycetes, Peronosporales, Peronosporaceae.
AUGGGGAGCUCCUGCUCGUGCUCGCGCGACCACAGCCGCGUCUUAUCGUCCGUCACACCCCGUCACAAGUGCCAGCUGACUGAUCACUUGCGUCAUUGCAGCUCGUUGACCGACACGCACUCGUCCAUGUGCGUUCGGGUGCAGGUCCGACCGCAGGAUCGAUGUCAAUGUGUUGCGACAAUACCAUCGGCCCCAGCAGCCCCAGAGGAGCAGAGACCGAGUCCAGCCUGGACUCGAACCUUCGACGAAGAGCUGCCAAGUCCUUUUGUCCGGGACUACGCUGCAGUGUCGACUCAGAACUGUCAAUUCCGGAAGCAUAUGGAAGACGCGUGUGUUGCCAUCCUCAAGUUCAGAGCUUUUCCAGACGAUCCGGCCGUGAGCUCUUUCUUUGGUGUGUACGACGGUCACGGCGGAGACUUUUGUGCCAAGUACGCGGCGAAACACUUUCACUGGAAACUCGCAGAGCUCAUGCAGGUCAAGCACGACACAACGAAGGGCAGACGCCAAUCGCUUGAAGGCAAGAGUAACCGCAACCGGAGUGAUGAAACGACCUCUAGCUGCAGCGACAAAAGCUCUGACGUUAGCGUCGACGUCUUAAGAAACGAAGAGGUCGAGAGCUGCUACGUUGAGGCCUUCGCAGCCCUCGACGAGGAGCUGCAGGACUUUGACGAGUCGUCUGACAGCGGAUCGACCGCUGUCACGUGUCUCAUCCGUCGAUUCAAUGGCCGGACGACCUUUUACGUUGCAAAUGUUGGUGACUCCCGUGCCAUUUUCUGCUGCGACGGCCAGACGUUGCGGUUAUCGGUCGACCACAAGGCCACAAACCAAGAUGAGGUGGAGCGGAUACGUGCGCUCAAUGGCAUUAUCGUUAAUAAGCGUGUGGCCGGGUCCAUAUCAGUCACUCGGGCGCUCGGCCAGGCCGACGAGAAGAAGUUCAUUACGAGUGCACCGCACAUUGUGUCCUUAGAAAUCGCGUCCGAUGACGCGAUCCUUAUGCUAGUAAGCGACGGCAUUACGGACGUCUUUCGGGACGAGGAGCUGACGGAGUUUGUGGCCAAGCAUCUCGCUGAGGGCGAGAAGUCGGUCACGAUAGGCAACAAGUUGCUCGACGAAGCCAAAGCACAAGGAUCCACGGACAAUAUGACGGCAGUGAUCAUUUGUUUCGGGGAAAGGAGGUCGUGA